AUGGUUUCAUCAGAAGUACAAUCAUCUGUAACAUCAUUUUCUGAUCGACUCGAUCAACUAGAAACUGCUACAGAGUCACGCCGUAGUAAUAGUUUACGGAGUUCAUCUGAGUCAGAUCUAAUUGUUAAUAAUUCAUUUAUAAAUAAAUUAAAAUCAGGAGUAAAAUGGUUAAUAGAUCCAUUUCAACGAUUUUGCUCAUCGAAAACAAUAGAUCAUCAAGUACAUAAAUAUCAAUUUGAUUCUCAUUGUUUAAAACCAGAAUUUAAUCGCGUUAAUGGUUUAUUGAAAUAUUUCACUUUUGGUAUUAUGUUUACUAAUAGCAUAUUAGGUUUUAUUGUAUUUUUUAUUGGUUUAUGGAGUUCAUUCGAACACCGUAAAUUUAGUCAUAUGCCCAAGAUAAAUACAGCAGAUUCAACAUCUUUAAAUCCAUUUAAUUUUAUUGGAAUUAUACUUUGCAUAUUUGGCCUAUUAUUUUUUCUAUUAUGUAUAAUCAGUUGUUUAGGAAUAAAUCGAGAAAAUUUGAAGCUUCUUCGUAUUUCACUUAUUGCUCAAUUUGUAACAUUAAUUAUUUUUCUAACAUUUGCUAUUAUAAUAUUAAUAUGGGGAGAAACAAUUCGAAACAGAAUAAGUAAAACAAUGAUGAUUGGAUUGAAAAUACAUUAUCAUAUUGAUAAAGCAUGGACCGCUUUUUUCGAUAAACUUCAUAUGAGUUAUUUUUGUUGUGGUGUUUAUUCAUUCAAUGACUGGAAUGAUAAUCCAAACUACGCAUGUACAUCUUCCAAUAUUCUGCAAAGUCUUGAUGCUUGUUCUGUGCCUUUUACAUGUUGUAAAAUUCAACAAAAAGAAGUAAAGAACAACAAAUAUAUUGAUACAAAAUCUCUUUCUUAUACUUGUGGAACGAAUACCUUGCCAUCAAAUAAUACGACGAUAGAUAUGAACGAAAUUGAAGAACGUAUCAAUAUUAAUGGAUGUUUUGAUGAAAUAUUACCUGUUAUUCAACAAUUAAUUAUAACAGCUUCAAUAUUUAUGUUAUUGAUCUGUAUCAUUAUAUUCAUUACUAUUUUACUUACUUGUUUAUUGACAUUUGAAAUUCGUUUGACUAUAUCUAAUGUUAGACGACAUUGUCGGAAGAAAAAACAAACAGAUCAAAAUGAUUAUGUCGAAAAAGAAGAAGAAACGUUUUAA
Molecule: messenger RNA, 1185 nt
Organism: Adineta steineri
Lineage: Eukaryota; Metazoa; Rotifera; Eurotatoria; Adinetida; Adinetidae
Source: the annotation of a GenBank genome assembly